Messenger RNA from Drosophila persimilis, 913 nucleotides. RefSeq lists its product as uncharacterized. Bases 55 to 834 code for a protein of 259 amino acids. Lineage: Eukaryota; Metazoa; Arthropoda; Insecta; Diptera; Drosophilidae. The transcript has a single exon. The record is from RefSeq and is a predicted model, not a curated record.
ACAAUCAAAUUUUUUAUCUUUGGCUGUGGAAAAAAUUCAAAACAGAGAUCCAAAAUGUUCCGGCUUUUGAGGCAACCGACGCAGCAGGUCGCAAAAGGCGGACUAAUGUGCUUGCAGCCGGCUACGGCGCUGAGAGCUCCAGUGCGGAGCUUCGGGGAUGACGAUUGCAAGCCGGACGUCUGUGUGGAUAAGCCGGUGGAAACCAGGUGCGGACCCCCAUCCCUGCGGAAGCCGUGUGGGAUCACGCCGGAAAAGAAGGAGGAGCCGAAGGAUCUUCCCAAGCCGCCCAAGCCCUUUAAGUCGAUGUGGGAUAUUGAGGGCUGCCCACCGAUUGUCUGCCUGCUUCCUGCCCGAUACGACAUCAAGUACUAUCGAGUAUCGGACAAGGAAAAACGCAAGUACCAGGUCACCUGGAACGACUGCCCCCGCAUGGUGGUGAAGCCCAGGAAGGUCUGUCUCUACGAGACGAUGGUCCGCCCGAAGCCCUGUCGGCGCAAGCGCAAGGUGAAUCCCAAGGACGGUGCACCCCCGAUGCAGAACCCCAUGGAAUGCAUCAAGAAGGCGGACAGCAACUGCCGCCGAAUUACGAUGCCCUGCUGCAAGCCAGCCCGCAUUCCGCCCACAUGCAAGGCCGCAUUCAAGGGGCUGUCCGGCUGCAAGAAGCGAAAUGCUCCGUACCCCAGCUUCUCCGAGUGCAAGAAGGGCGAUCUGCUUGAACUACCUCCCACCGAGUGCAAAUGCCUCGAGUCCUUCGCCAUGUGCGAGGCCUGGGCCGUUCUGAGGCGUCGCCUAGCCCUUGGUAAAGGACCUGCUAAGAAGUGCGGGGAGGCCUAACCACUGAGGAGAGGAGUGUGGCUUGAGACUGGGACAACUUUUUCGAACUAUAACUGAAAUAAAUACAAACUCAGCCUCA